AUGGCAAGCCAUAAAAUUGUUUUCGGUGUCUUGUGUCUGGCCGCUUUGAGCGCCGCCCUUCCCGCCGAGGAGACCCGCGGCCAUGCCCGCAACGCCAUCGGCGGCGAGAACGACAUUAUGGAUAGCAUCUACAGCGACUGUCUGCGCAAGGACUCCGUCUCGUGUGUCAAGUACAAGCUGUUCAGCUUCGUGGACAAGGUGCUCGGCGCCCGCGACCAGUUCGCCCUGACCGAGGGCGUCACUGUGGUCCGCUCACCGGAUGCUCCGCAGCAGGAGGCCGCCCGUUCCAUUUCCGGUGAUGAGUCUUUCGAAUCCCUGGCCCUGAACCGCAUCAGCAGCUUCCUCAACUCGCACACCAUCAAGGUGGAGCUGAAGGGUGCCGAUAUUGUGCAAGCGGUUAGCUCCACCGGUCGUGCUCUCGAGGAUGCCUCCGAGUCGCUGUUCGGUUCCAAUGAUCCCAAUGCUCCCGAGGAGAGCCGUGGCAAGAAGAAGAAGGCCGCCAAGAUCCUGGGACCCAUCCUCGCCCUGGUCGCCCUGAAGGCCGCCGCCCUGCUGCCCCUGCUGUUGGGCGCCAUCGCUCUGAUUGCCGGCAAGGCUCUGCUCAUUGGUAAGAUCGCCCUGGUGCUGUCCGCCGUGAUUGGCCUGAAGAAGCUGCUGUCGCAGGAGAAGCAUGUGACCUACGAGGUGGUGGCCCAUCCCCAUCACAGCAGCAGCCACUCGACGAGCCACGACUCGUAUGGCAGCGGUUACAGCGCCGAUGCCGGUGCCUCAUCCGGAUCGUACGGCAGCAGCGGUCAUGGAGGCUGGGGACGCUCCAUCGAUGCCCAGGAUCUGGCCUACGGUGCCCAGAAGCCCGUCCAGGCUUAA
Molecule: messenger RNA, 867 nt
Organism: Drosophila serrata
Lineage: Eukaryota; Metazoa; Arthropoda; Insecta; Diptera; Drosophilidae
Gene: Osi7
Product: Osiris 7
Cellular component (GO): membrane
Source: RefSeq, a predicted model, not a curated record